AUGACGCGUCUGGCGGCGUUUCAGCGCCUUGUCAGCCAGUACGAAGACAUUGCGGACUUUUUAGUUGUAUAUAUCGAGGAGGCGCAUCCGUCGGACGGCUGGGUGAGCUCGGACGCUCCUUACCAGAUCCCCAAGCACCGCUGCAUAGAGGACAGACUGAGAGCCGCCCAGCUGAUGCUGGCUGAGGUGCCGGGCAGUAACGUGGUGGUGGAUAAUAUGGACAACUCGUCCAACGCCGCGUACGGAGCCUACUUUGAGAGACUUUACAUCGUGAGGGAUGAGAGGGUGGUGUACCAGGGGGGCAGGGGUCCAGAGGGAUACCGGAUUUCCGAGCUUAAAAACUGGCUGGAGCAAUACAGGAACGGUCUGGUGAAUUCCCAAACAGCGGUGCUCCAUGUGUAG
This is a messenger RNA of Xyrichtys novacula (pearly razorfish), 402 nucleotides long. NCBI's taxonomy places the organism in Eukaryota, Metazoa, Chordata, Actinopteri, Labriformes, Labridae. The record is from the annotation of a GenBank genome assembly.